Australozyma saopauloensis is the source of this 660-nucleotide messenger RNA. RefSeq names its product kinetochore-associated Ndc80 complex subunit. Gene Ontology annotation, biological process: chromosome segregation. The transcript has a single exon. Gene Ontology annotation, cellular component: Ndc80 complex. The record is from RefSeq and is a predicted model, not a curated record. Gene Ontology annotation, molecular function: microtubule binding. NCBI's taxonomy places the organism in Eukaryota, Fungi, Ascomycota, Pichiomycetes, Serinales, Metschnikowiaceae. Bases 1 to 660 code for a protein of 219 amino acids.
AUGAACAACGAAUCUCCAGCAGAACUAAUACGCAUGACCGCCGGCGGCUUCGCCAUAAAACCAGACACGUUGGCGCUAGAGCAGAUCGCGCGACUGCUCGAUGAAACGGCACAGUUGCGACACCAGAAAGAGGAAGCGUUGCGCCAGGAAUUGGAGUCAGAACAAGCAGAACUCCAAAGACUAAGCGCAGAAAUGGCUGAAACCCAAAGACCAGGCGCGGACUUGUAUGAGCUUUUGGGUGUGGAGGAGAACAGGCGCGAUCCGGAAAACGAUGAUAUCAUGCGGCUAUUUAGAGCGAGGCUGCUGGAACUAGAUAACGAUAAGAUCGCAUUGGCGAAGCAGCUAACAGAACUCCAAAGCGUGGUCAAUCAGCUCAAGCAAACACGACUCCAAUUGCAAAAGCGCCAAGAGGAAUUGCAACGGUUGAAGGAGGAUGCUGUGCAGAGUAAUGUAGCCGAACACUACAAUUCUACCUCUAUGAAGAUCGCAUUAUACAAGAAAUUGGGAGUACAUGUUGAGAGUACGUCAGAGGGCGACAAGAUCUUGGUGAUUGAUAAGUUGACCAAUCAGGCCAGUGUGUUGGAAGUUGAUCCCAAGUACUCGGACUAUUUUAUAAGCAAUUGGGUGUGGGACAAAAUUGCCAGCCCCGCCAAGGAAUGA